AUGCCACCUUUCCCUGGCGAGGAGACAUUAGCUACAGUGUUUGUGGAUGUGCACAGCUACUUCGCUGCCCCCAGUCCGCGACCCUUCCUCCAUCGCUUCGACAAGUCUUCCUACUUCUAUAUCUACUAUAACUCCACGCGACACACGAGUCGCAUUGAGCUAGCUCUUCAUCCUGGCACUCCGGAUCAGGCAGCAUUCAAUGGCUUCCUUGACACUGUCAAGAUCUCCAAUACCCUGCGUUUCCCCACAAAGGUAACGCUGGAGGUUGAUGGGACUUCGCAGCCGGAUUCCUCUCCGUCAUCUGCCCGUGGCAGAGACCCAGAUGAAUGGCGGCUUGCUAGUGCGGAUCCGAGAGACCCCGGUACUACGAAAUAUAGAAUCCACACAAUCGAACUUUAUUUUUGGAUGCAAGAGGAUGCCAAGUUGAUUUUGGAUAUCUUUAAGAGGCUCCUGGAUCGCCAUCAGUUGGACCUUGAUGAGGUCGAUCAAGAACCAGAGGCUGAUCAUCAUGAUAUGGUUAGCCCAGUGGUUCAAAAUCUGGAAAACGUUGCUAUCUCGGAUCCCGCGUACCAUAAAGCAAAAACCCAACAACCCAUUGCAGCUCAGCCUCCGCUGGGACAUAUACCUCCUCCGCCACCCCCACCGACUCUUCAGGCACCGUCCCUUGCACAGGAACCUGCUGCUAUUCCGUCAAAGACCACAGAGGAUGCCAGGAACCCAGCCAGGGCUUCACAACCAGACCACAAUUAUACUCCAUUAGCAUACAAUCCUGCUGCUCCUGCUGCCCCCGAGCCAAUCGCUCAUCGUGAGGACACCCCGCCUCCGGUGGAUGGGGCCGACGGAACUGGACUUUCGGCUGCAGUACAUGACAAUCCAUAUAUGCAUCAGCAGCACCACCAACAGCAGCAGCAAUAUGGUGUACCACCAGGCGCGCAUCCGAACCCUUAUGGACAUUAUGGAUCACCUCCUCCCCAGAACCUUGGCCAUCCAACUACCAGCCCACCACCUCCAUCAUUUGGUCCCAAUGCUGGCGGAACUCCAAUAUCAUUUGGAAGUCAAGCAGCCACUUCUCCGCGCACUUCAAUUGGCACUGGCUUUUCGAACCAACCCCCAAGUGCGACCAGUCCGGAUGGCCAUCGGCAUCCCUCGAUUGCCGCCCAGACUUAUGCACCCAACAACGGUGAUCCGAAUGCCCAUAUCUUCGGUCAGCCACCACCUGUACAGACACCUGGUUCGCAAUUCUAUCAAAGCAUAAGCCAACCUCACAAACCUCUCCAGCACGUCCAACCUCAGUAUCCAGACUACUUGGCGGUCGCCGGGCAAGCAACUCAGCCAGCACCCGCGGGUGGUUUCUCGAAUUAUCAGUAUGGUCAAGCUGCCCAGCAACCGCCGCCCGCAACGGCAGGUAAUCCUUACGAUGUGCAUAGUCAGUUCUACCGACCUACCGAGGCUGAGCAUAACACGCAUCAUCAUUCUCGACCAUCCAAGUCAUCGGGCAGUUCUCAGCAGAGGCCAAGUAAUGCGGAAAAGAUCGAGAAGGGAGUGGGCAGAUUUCUGAAAAAGAUUGAGAAGAAGAUGGGCUGA
This is a messenger RNA of Exophiala bonariae, 1584 nucleotides long. RefSeq lists its product as uncharacterized. NCBI's taxonomy places the organism in Eukaryota, Fungi, Ascomycota, Eurotiomycetes, Chaetothyriales, Herpotrichiellaceae. Bases 1 to 1584 code for a protein of 527 amino acids. The record is from RefSeq and is a predicted model, not a curated record. The transcript has 2 exons.